UUCCUUGUCGCCCCUCGAGCCUGCGCACUAGAAGCGCCUCGGCCCUGAGUCCUCCGGCUCGCCGUCCCUUCCCAGCAUGCCCUGAGCGGAGCCUGCGCGUCCGGCCGGGAGUUCGGGGAGAUUCGUCGCGCUAUGGAGGCGGCUGCCAGCGCUUCGGAUAUGUUCGACGCUAUCGUGAUGGCCGGGGAGAGAUUUCAUGGUGAAGGGUAUCAAGAAGGUUAUGCUGAAGGAAGUCAUGUUGGUGUUAUUGAGGGAAGGAGGUAUGGAGCACUACAUGGUGCCAAGAUUGGGUCUGAGAUUGGAUACUAUCUUGGGUUUGCGUUGACAUGGCAGCGUCUGCUUCACAGAUCUGCAGAAGAAAAGCCCAGUAAAAAAAUAAAGGCCCUAGAAUCAUUAAUAGGAAUGAUUCAGAAAUACCCUUAUGAAGACCCCACUUAUGACAAACUUCAUGAAGAUCUGGAAAAAAUCAGAGGAAAAUUUAAACAGGUUUGCUCAUCGCUAAAUAUUCAAUCUGAUUUUAGAAUCAAUCCUGAAAGAUCUGCACUUACUUUUUGAACGUAACAGAUGAAGAUAAACAUAUAUGAACAAAGAAGAAACGUUAAGGAACAGGUAUCUGGAGGAGUGAUUACAAUAAUAAUAAAGGCAGAUAAAGUCAGAAUAAUAAACAGGUUUUUAUUUUACAAAAGGGAGGGUAGAAGAGUUAAGCAGUAGUGGAAAGGCACCCCUUUAAUGUUUGCUGUGUCCCAAUUUUAUUUGUUCAUUGCAGUCAGUGCAUGUCCUGUUUAAAAAAACAAAAAUGCAAAACCUCCAUAUUCAUGCAACACUAAUCCCAUAUUGAUAGUCUGUCUUUAAUUUCUAUGGGAAAAAUCAUUUGCUUCUAUGAUGGUUUGUUUUACGAUGUUUCUCCCUUGUUUAUUAUCCAAAGGAUGGAUAUUUCAAAACAUGUAUAGAUCACUACAAAUUUACACACUAUGUAUAUUUACACAAAUAGUAAGAUAUUUUCCUUGUCCUGAGGAGUUUACAAUAAAGAGCUAUGUUAUUUUUGAUGGUGAAAGGAUGAAACAGAGGAUGGGAUAACAGUGAAGAGGAGGUGUAUUACAGACAUGGUUCUCAAAGCAGCUACAGCUGAAAACAGAAUAUUGCUGCUCUGUUGUUGAUUUUCUGUAUUAUUUCCAUGAGCUCUGACACCUGAUGUCUGAUCCAGUGCAGAAAAAAUAUAUUGGUAGCUGAAAGUGCUGAAAAUAUUUAAAAGAAAAAAGAUUGAGAUCUACCGCUUAGAAUAACUAACUAGUGGUGAGGUGUCUGAGGUAAUAUCUUCUAUUGGACCACUUCACCCACCUUGUCUCUCUCACAUCAUGGGACCCAAAAUACUACAAAAAUACUGCAAUAAUUGAGUGGUAAAUUAUUUCCAAGAUGGGAAAUGUAUUUUUCAGUUUCAUUCAGAAAAUGGAUGCUGUCAGAAUAUGUAAGUGAAUAUUCAACUAUGUUAGUUUAAGAGAAACAAAUUAUUUUGUUCAAAAGAUAUUCUGUAUUUUGGUGCUAGAAUAUUUAUGUAACUUUUCACAAAUAGAAUGUAAUGUGGUCACUUCUAGAAAGCAUUUCACUGCAGUGUAGUGAAUGUAUAUCUGUGGCGCCACUUCAUUUAUAAUAAGUCUGAGCAACAUUCCUUUGUUAACUUUUUAAUUAAUUUUUCUACAUACCAAAAUUCAUCAUAAUACACAAAGUAAAUAAAGAGGAUUACAACAUU
Molecule: messenger RNA, 1747 nt
Organism: Trachemys scripta elegans
Lineage: Eukaryota; Metazoa; Chordata; Testudines; Emydidae
Gene: LTO1
Product: LTO1 maturation factor of ABCE1
Exons: 5
Coding region: 133-555 (140 amino acids)
Source: RefSeq, a predicted model, not a curated record